Molecule: messenger RNA, 6585 nt
Organism: Symbiodinium sp. CCMP2592
Lineage: Eukaryota; Dinophyceae; Suessiales; Symbiodiniaceae
Source: the annotation of a GenBank genome assembly
AUGCGCUACGGAGCUUCAGUGCAGAGAAAACAUUGCGAUCCCAGCGGACUUCGUGUGCUGCUGCAGGCCAGGAUCUUUCCGGUUCUAUUGAAGUUGGUAGCGGAGCGUUGGCUCAGCCUUCGCUCCGGAAGCUACCUGUGGUCGAUGCCACCAAAGACUCAACAGACUUCGCAGCCCUCCUCUUUAGAGGGCCACAGCAGCGCCACACAGGUGACCAGCAAAGCGGACAACUAUGUUCCCGUUUUCGACAACACCCAACGUGGCUACAAGGAGUUCAGGAAAAGACGCGAGAUCUACAAGACAAAAAUGUCCAUGGCUGGCCGUUCGAAGGAGACCGUCUUCAACAUCAUCACCCUCCUCCAAGGCAAGGCCUGGGACUUGGUGGAUGACAUCGAGCUGGAGGUUCUCCAGGGCGAGCAAGGCUACCAAACUGUCUUUGACAGGUUGGACAAAGGCUUCAAGUACGACCCCUUGACCGAGCUCCCGGAGGACUUCGAGAACUUCUUCGUGCGACUUCACCGUAAGGGAACUCAGACCCUUCAGGACUACAGCACUGACUUCUCCCGUGCAGAACGGCAGUUACGAGUCACCCACGCUGUCAACCUCCCCGAGAAGGUGAAGGCAUGGUGGUACUUGCGGAAAGCUGGACUGUCCCGCGACCAACGGCAGCUCAUACUCACCAACGUGGGCACCGAGAACCUGACCGCCACCGAUGAUGCGUUCACCCCGUGGCCCGAUGUCGAUCAGGACUACUAUGGUGCCGAUGGAGGUGAAGGAGAAGAUGUCUUCGACGUGGAGGAGUACGACGAGGUGUAUGCCAGCUACAGCGAUGCCAAGGCGAGAUUGAAUUCUAUGCGGGUGUCACGUGGCUUCUACCCUGUCGUGGCUCUCGACGACGCCGAGAUCCUCAUGGUCGAGACCUACGCGCUUGACGAGCACGACGGCUUGGAUCUUGACUCGUGUGGGCUGACUGUUCAAGAUGGCGGCGCUGCUUCUGUUCUUGGCAGUCGGCACAGCGUGAAACGGUACCUAAGCUACUUGGUCGAGCGCGGCUUUGACCUGGCGGACCUCAGGAUCUUUGCGUGCAAGAAGGGGUUUCGCUAUGGCAACAGCCAGACCGAAGUGGCAAAGAUGUGUGUUCUUCUUCCUGUUGUUCUGGGCGGAAAGAAACGGCAAAAGCUUGGCAUUACCGUGGACUACCAGAACAAACGCAUGAGAUGGCCUGGGUGUGAGUGGCAGGCCAUCCCGUGUGGACACCGCGGGGAGCAUCAGUUGCGCCUUGUGGAGAACGAUGCCCUCCUCGACCCCAACGUCGAGUACUCCGACAUCUUGGCCCCCGACGACUUCGAGCAUCACGUCGACUACCUGGACCCGAUCCCUGCUGAAAUGGUCUUCAGCUGCGAAGAUGAAGAUGAAGCUGGAGGCAACGACCAUGGAGCUACCGGAGCAACGACAGUGACAACGUCAUCCAGGGACUAUAGUACCGAGGUUGGAGCCCCGGACAAUGAGCCCCAGUGCGAUGCCAGCGCCGCUCCGUCUUUCCCCCACGUGACCUACAACAUCCGGGGGGCGAACCUCAACGACCACAAGACCACAGACCUCAACGACCACAAGACCACAGACCUCAACGACCACAAGACCGCAGACCUCAACGACCACAAGACCGCGAACCUCAACGACCACAAGACCGCAGACCUCAACGACCACAAGACCGCGAACCUCAACGACCACAAGAUCGCAGACCUCAACGACCACAAGACCGUGAACCUCAACGACCACAAGACCACAGACCUCAACGACCACAAGACCGCAGACCUCAACGACCACAAGACCACAGACCUCAACGACCACAGGACCGCAGACCUCAACGACCACAAGACCAUAGACCUCAACGACCACAAGACCGCGAACCUUGGUGACCGCAAGACCGUUGAACUUGGCGACGACCGAGUCCGGACCCUGGGCAAGGGGACUUUACACACGUUGGUUCUCUCAGCCACAGAGGCUAACAAGAGCCAGAAACGCUUGCUCAAUCAGGCCAAGGAGAUCGUGGACAGCGACCAGAAGGUGAUCUGGGAGGUGUUCGGUGCGCGUGGUCAGGCUGGUGCGAAGGCUAAGGAGUUCGGAGCGAAGGUCGAGACCUUCGCCCGCAAGACAGGCUGGAACUUUAACCGACCGAAAGAUCGCCGGAAGUUUCUCCAAUGUCUUCGCGAAGAACAGCCAGACGAAGUGUUGCUAACUCCUGUGUGUCGGCUCUGGUCUCCUCGUCUGGAGGCCACCACUGCCGGCAAUCCCAGCCGAAAGGAGCGCCUUGUGAAGGCACGCCAGGAUGACCACAACAACAUCCUGACCUUUGUCAUGGUGACCUUCGAGGAACAGCGACGAGGUGGGCGCCAUGCACAUGUGGAGCAUCCCUGGGAGAGCCGAGCAUGGUUCACCAAAGCAUUUCGUCGAAUGCAGGGUUGGACCACCUAUGUGGAUCAGUGCGCCUACGGCCUCAUGCUCCCGAACACCGACGGCACCACUCGUCCUGCCAGGAGACCAACGUGCUACUUGACUACAAAGCGAUCUCUUCGAGAAGGCUUGGCCGCCACGUGUCCGGGAAACCACGGCCACAGCUCUUUCGAGGAGCAGUGUGAUGAGUCAGGUCGCCCAGAGGAACCAGAACCACGACGACCAGAACUGCUGGAUGCACGGCUGGCUCGCCUGAUGAUCGACGACGACCCCGACGACCACCUCAUUCAACAGGACAGUGUCUUCGCCCAGGACGAGGACCCCAACUUGGACGAUGCUGAUAUGCCUGAUGCCUCUGGACAGCAACCUGAAGAUGAUGAACACGUCAAGAAGAACAAGGAGCUACGAAAGAAGGUUGGAUCGCAGGCUAUGAACUACGUGGUCCGAUUGCACAAGAGCUUGGGACACCCUUCUCCUGAAGUUCUCCUCAGAAUGCUGGAGGAAGUUCAGGCAACAGAGACCGUGAAGCAGGCGGCGAAGGAGUAUGUGUGUGCGAAGUGCUAUGCGCGAAAGAAGCCUGGCAGUGUGCCACCCGCCGCCGGGCUGACAGCUCGAAACUUCAAUGAUCGAGUCAUGGCGGACAGUGCUUGGGUUGACACUGAUGAUGGAAGAAAGUGCAUCCUGACGAUCAUGGACCAGGCCACUCGCUAUGUGGCCGUGAGGCUCCUUCACUCCGAGAAGCGCACUGACUUCAUCAACGGCGUCGAGAGAGCAUGGAUCAAGCAGUUCGGGGUGCCUAAGUACCUACGCGUCGACGAGGCCAAGGGCUGGGCCUCACAGGCACUUCGGAACUGGGCCUCGGACCACGGUGUGACCCUGGAAGUGGCUCCUGCGGAGUGCCAUUCGUGGCUUGGUUCUGUGGAGCGUAAGCACCAAGUGGUGCGAAGGGCCAUCGAGCUUUUCAUGGACGACCGGGGCGAAAAGAGCUUCUCGAACCUCAAGGACGCCCUGGUGUACAUCCCUGGCCAGAUCAACAAUAUGAGCUUUGUUCGAGGCUUUACGCCAAAUCAGUGGGUCACCGGUCGCAGCCCGAUGGAUGCCGCGAGCCUCACCGCCGACUUCUUCAACCCCGCUGCUGACCCGAUUGAUGAGCCCUCGGACUUUGCGGCGGUGCAACAGAAGCGGCUUGCAGCACAACAGGCCUUCCUUCGGGCCGACACUGAUGCACGCCUUCGCAGAGCCAUGAACAAGACCUUUCGGGAGCAGCAGGAACUGCCUGCUGUAGGUCAGCGUUGCUACUACUGGCGUGUUCAAGGCCUUCCUACUCUGCAAAAGAGCAAGUGGCGAGGCCCAGCGCGCGUGGUGGCGCAUGAGGUGAAUGAUGAGAAGAAGGUCACUGUGGUUUGGGUGGCACACGGCACCAACUUGCUACGGUGUGGACCUCACCAAGUCCGCCCUGUUGUUGAGGAGCUGGGGUAUGCCACAGUCGCUGACCCUGCGGCGGCUAUGCGCGACCUUCAAGACCUACGUGCUCGCAGUACCACGCAAUUUCGUGAUGUGUAUGAAGACGAGCCCCCGGACGUUGAGGACCUCCUUGAUGGUGCAAACAGCCCCUUCUACGAGCCCUCCGAUCCUGGAGCAGCCCGUGCAAGCGAUGCUGAUGAUGAGGCCAUGGAGCCUCCUGUUGUUCCGGGCGCUGUCUUGCUGUACCAGCGCGCGUUGGCUUCUCAUGGUGAUGAAGCUGGCGAAGAAUCGCGCCGGCCCGCCCCGCGUCGUCAGGUGUCUACCGACGCUCCCGCCCCGGAACCACACAAUGUUCCGGUGCCGGAGGAUGACGAGGACCUCUACCUGGACGAUGUCUUUGUGACCGAUGCCGGUGACAGUAAGCUGCCAACUGGUUGGGUGGUCAUCGACGGGAACCUGGCGAUGGAUGAAGCUUGGCUGGCCAGGGAGACCAGUGAGAAACGAAUGAGUGCGGAGCUCACCAGCUACUUCGACAAUGCCGUGUGGGAGUUCACUUCUCUUCUUCCUGGAGAGCACGAUCGUGUUGUGACAGCACGGUGGGUGCUGAACUGGAAGACUCCGACCGAGGGAGGCCCACCCAAGGCGAAGGCAAGGCUGGUGUUGCGAGGAUUUCAGGAUCCGGAUGUUUUUGACUUAGAGAAGGCCUCCCCGACAGCAACCAAACAGUCAAAGUUCGUGAUCUUAGCGCUAGCCCCCAUCAUGCAAUGGACCAUCUUCUGCGGUGACGUGAAGACGGCCUUCUUAUCUGGGGCAAACUUCGAUAGGAAGAUCAUCGUAAAGCUGCCAGCCGAUUGCGGCCCCUUGCUUGGAUGCACCGACCAGGGUCCCACCUACAUGAGGAUGCUAAAGUCCGCCUACGGGCUGGCCGACGCUCCCCUUCUCUGGCACCGAGAGGCAACACGCCGACUGCGUGCCAUCAAGUGGGAGGUCCAUCCUCUGGAUCGCUGCCUGUUCUGCUACUACUCUAGCGAGGGCAGCCUACUUGGAUGCCUGGUGUUGCAUGUCGACGACCUUCUGGUGGCAGGUGCGAAGUACCACAAGGAGUUCUCAGCUGCUCUGAAGGCGUUGCGUGGUGCCUUCAACUUUGGAAAGUGGGAGGAGCUCACGAAGGAACACUCCAUCAUGUACUGCGGCGGCAAGAUCAAGAUGACUGUUGAUGGUGUGUCUCUGAGCUAUGCUGAUUACCUCAAGAAGGUGCACCCGAUCACCAUUCCCAAAGGACAAGGAGCUCCACGGAAGCUCACGAGCAAGGACACGUCCAAAGCGCGCGGACUUCUUGGAGCUCUUCAGUGGCCGGCUGUGCAGGGGCUGCCGCCAUUGUCAGCGACAGUCUCGAUCCUUGCAGCCGACAUUGGCAAGGGUGACAACGACCUCCUUCUGAACCUCAAUAAGGCCUUGCGCUUUGCGAAGAACACCGGUGACUAUGAGAUCCGCAUGCACGGCCUCGACUACAACGUGAAGGAUCUGUGCUUCCUCUGCUUCAGCGAUGCAGCCUACGGUGUGCGGCCAGACGGGUCGUCACAGGGAGGCUUCAUGAUCCUGUUGACCCACAAGAAGGCUAUGCGCGGGGAGCCGACGGACUACAACAUCAUGAGCUGGCGAUCCUUUAAACUGCCACGAGUUUGCCGCAGCAGCCUCAGUGCCGAGGCUCAGGCCUGCUCUGCCGCCGUGGAUGAGAUGAUGCUCCUCCGAACAAUGAUCUCACUCAUGCUGGAUCCUCGACAGGAUCCCAAGGACCCGGCCACAGCAAAGUGGGUUGGUGAAGCGGCGAUUGUGGUGGAUGCCAAGGCAUUGUAUGAUGCAUUGAAGCGUCCUGGCUUCAACAGCCAGCACGACAAGCGCACCGGCAUUGAGAUCAUCUGCAUCCAGGAAGAGCUGGAGAGACAAGGAGCCACCGUCCGAUGGGUCAGCUCUGAGGUGAUGUUGGCAGACGGGCUCACGAAGAUAGGUGCACGGCAGUCCAUGGUGGAUAAGCUGGCUUCUGGGAGAAUUUGUCUCCACUUCGACCCCAACUUCCUUGCGGCAAAGAAGAAGACCCCAGCUGAGCGCCAGAGUGCUUCAGAUCGUGCGUAUGGUUCUCAAGUGGCGAGGAAGAUUGCACAGGUGUUGGCCGUGAACUCUCUCAGCACCGCGGGCGACGCAGCGACCGACUUCGAGAACCCCGACACCACCCAGUACUACAUGAACGACCUGGGCGCCUACAUGCUCUACAUCGACUACGACCUCAACAAGCUGCUGGCACUCAUCGUCUUCUUUGCAUGCAUCGUCCUCUUCAUCGCUUGCGCGUGGAAGUGGUGGAACAAGGGCCAGCGCGGCCCACCAGACCAGACAGAGGCGACGCAUGAUGAUCAGGACACCAAGGAUCUGGCUACCGUCGGGACCCAGACCACUGGCGACGUCGAGAAGAUGACCAUGCAGAUGUUCAUCGGCGAGCUGGAGUCGGAGAACGAGUACUUGCAGAAUGAGGUGAUGAAGCUUCAGAUGUCCAACCGAAGCCAGACGGAGCUGAUCCAGAUCAUGCGUCAGCGUCAAGGGCAAGCUCCCCCUCCUCCUCAUCCUCAACCUCGGCCUCAGCCCAACGUGCAACUCCCCUUGCAGUUUUUGUGA